AUGAAACUUGUUUGGCUCCUGAUAUUGGCUGCAGCUCUCUGUCUACACCAAGUCGCUACUCAAAUAGUAAGUUUUAUAAUCAGAUCCAGCUACUCAGCAAAAAACUACUCUUCUGUCCCUUCUGCCCCAUACAAAAAUGUUUCUAAACUAUGCCUCAAUUACAACAGCAUUACUUUAAACGAGAAUGAUACAGUGAUUCUUCAGAAGUACAUUAAAUUGACUGAACUGUACCUGAAAAACAAUGCCAUUGUUGUUCUACGUAAUUAUAGCUUUGACAAACUUUCUGAACUAUUAAUUUUGGAUGUCAGUAAUAAUUCUAUCAAAACAGUUGAACAAGCAGCAUUUGCUAGACUAAAGCUAACACAUUUGUAUCUACAGAACAACAAAAUUGAAACGUUAGAUUCCAAAACAUUUGUAUUCUUAAAGAGCUUGAAGGUCUUAAACCUACAAAAUAACCACUUGGGAUAUUUUGAUAUUGAAGUAUCACUUAAUUUAAUCACAUUAACUGGAAAUCCAUGGAACUGUUCGUGUGGCCUGCGUAAUUUACAAAGUUGGUUGAACACUAAUGUAACAAUGGAAAGUGAAGAAAACACUACGUGCACUUCUCCAGAUAAUUUGAAAAAAAUUCCUAUCAAGACAGCUCAUAUACUUAACUGUGAAAAAAGAGGGGAGACUGGAGUAACCACCAUUCUUUCUACUCCUAUUAAUCCUAACAAUAAUACUCUAGGUUCUGGAUCCAAUGGUACAAAUGAAAAAUCAAUAAACUCAGAUGUUCAGCCCGUUGGCAAAAGUUGGACCUUUCUGAUGGGUGUCCUAGUAGUUGUCAUCAGCACUACAUUACUGAUCGUUAUUUUCAUCAAAUUCCCAGUGUGGUACCGUUAUCUGGUUACCUAUAACCAUAGUCGUUUGGAAGAAGACGAACCUGAAAUGUUUGAAGAAACUUUCACACCUCAUAUAUGUACUCUCCCACAGACACCAGAAACCAAUGAAGAGUCCAUAGUAGCGUAUGAACAAUUUCAUACAUUUUUUCCAGAAGAGGAUGGAUUUAUUGAAGAUAAAUAUAUUGAUACAUGA
Hemicordylus capensis (graceful crag lizard) is the source of this 1074-nucleotide messenger RNA. It is a transcript of the gene LRRC19, whose product is annotated as leucine rich repeat containing 19. Bases 1 to 1074 code for a protein of 357 amino acids. The transcript has 4 exons. Lineage: Eukaryota; Metazoa; Chordata; Lepidosauria; Squamata; Cordylidae. The record is from RefSeq and is a predicted model, not a curated record. Gene Ontology annotation, molecular function: protein binding; signaling receptor activity. Gene Ontology annotation, biological process: positive regulation of non-canonical NF-kappaB signal transduction; interleukin-8 production. Gene Ontology annotation, cellular component: plasma membrane.